Triticum urartu is the source of this 2254-nucleotide messenger RNA. The record is from RefSeq and is a predicted model, not a curated record. NCBI's taxonomy places the organism in Eukaryota, Viridiplantae, Streptophyta, Magnoliopsida, Poales, Poaceae.
UAGAUUAUGUUGGGGGAGAAACUGGAAUGUCAGAGAUUGAGCGGGACAAGCUCUCUUUGCAGGAGUUGAAAGGGUUUUUAGGAGAUCAUAUGGCAGUGAAGGAGAGCAUGAAGUACUAUUUCCUGUUGCCUGGCAGAGAUUUGGUAAAUGGAUUGCUUUUUUACAUGAUGAUGGUGGCUGCAUGAAGAUGUCUGACUACAUUACAGAGGGGGGAGUUGGUGAAAUAUAUGUGGAGUACAAUGGUGAAGAAGAAGAACAAGGAGAAAUAGACAGUGGGUCAGAUUUUGAGGAUGAGCUUGAUGAACUGAUGAACAUUGGCAAUGAAGAAGAACCUGAUGCAGUUAUCACAGCUGAAAAUUGUAGUGCUGAAGUCAAUGAUAAUGUCAAUGCCACUGAACAGACUGGUACUGCAGGAGAAAUUAUUGAGCAUAUAUUUGUUCCUGAUGUAGGUGGUGCGAUUUCUCAGGUGAUAAACAGUCCAUUGAAGCAAAAUGUGAGAGUUGAUUAUCCUACUCAGAGUUCUCAAGUUCUUAAUGUAAGUCAACCAUGUCAAGCAGCCGAAGACAUAUCUGGUUCAGUUGCUAAAGUGGCAGAAAAUGGUUCAGAUUCAGAGGACUCAGAGGACUAUGAGUAUGUGCCACAUACUGAUGAUAGUGGUGAAGAAUCAGAGGUUGUUGAGAUGAGAAAACAUGCAAGAAAAUUUAGGAAAAAGAUGGGAGAUUCCAAGAUGUGGGCUGAUGCAGAUGCAACAGGGGCCGUGCCCAUUGAUUUGGUAGCAAAUGUGGAGGAAGUUGUGGAGGACAUGGAGUUUGAGUCAUCAGAUGAAGACUACUCCUAUGAUGAGGAUGAGGAUGGCAACAUGGUUAGGAGGAAGAGCCAGUUUGUGAGGUUUAACCUAGACUCUGACAUUCCUCAUUUUAGUCUUGGAAUGAUUUUUAAAAGUAAGAAACAAUUGACUAGAGCUAUGAAGAGAUAUGGGCUUGCUACCAAAAGAAGCAUUUCAUUUUUAAAGUCAGAGGAGGCCAGAGUUAGAGCAAAAUGUGAUUGGCCUGGGUGUCCCUGGAUGUUGUAUGCAGCUAAGACCAGCAGGUGUUCUAGGUUUCAAAUCAUCACAUUUGAAGAUGAACACCAAUGUGCACAAAACAGAGACAACAAACUGGUUACUGCUAAGGUCAUUGCCAAAAGGUAUGAGCACUUCAUCCUGGCAAAUCCUUUGUGGAAGAUUGAUAGUAUGAAAGCCAUAGUGAUGAAAGACAUGUUUGCUGAUGUGUCCAUUUCAAAGUGCAAGGCAGCAAAAAAACUUGUACUUGACCAGCUGAUGAGUGGAAUGAAAAGUGAGUACAACAAGGUGUUUGAUUAUUAGUUGGAACUUCUUAGGAGCAACCCUGGGAGUACUGUGGUUGUUUGCUUGGAUCCAAAAGAGAAGGAAGAAAAUAUUUUUCAACAAUUCUAUGUAUGUUUCAAUGCUAUGAAGCAAGGGUUUAAAGCUGGGUGUAGGAAAGUGAUUGGGCUAGAUGGUUGUUUUUUCAAGGGAGCCUGCCAAGGUGAGCUACUGGCUGCAAUAGCCAGGGAUGCAAACAACCAAAUGUAUCCAGUAGCUUGGGCUGUUGUGGAGAAGGAGACAAAUGAGAGUUGGGCCUGGUUCAUUGGUCUUUUAAUCAAAGACUUGGACAUUAACGAUCAAGGAGCUGGAUGGGUCUUUAUUUCUGAUAAGCAAAAGGGCUUAAUUAACAGUAUGAGAGACUAUCUGCCUAAGGCAGAGCAUAGGAUGUGUGCUAGGCACAUCUAUGCUAACUGGAGAAAGAAGCAUAAAGAUCAUCAAUUGCAGAAAAGGUUUUGGGCAAUUGCUAAGUCUGCAAACAGAGAAGACUUCAACUACAACAAGGCCAAGCUUGCUCAACUAACUCCAGAAGGUCCAAAAGAUAUCAUGAAGACAGACCCAAAGCAUUGGGCUAGGGCUUUCUUUCCAAUAGGAGAAAAUUGUGAGUCAGUUGACAACAACCUUUGUGAAUCAUUUAACAAUGCCAUCAUAGAAGCUAGGUUCUACCCCAUUAUUUCACAGCAAGAAAAGAUUAGGAAAAAAUGAUGGUUAGAGUUCAAGAGCAGAAAACCAAGAGUGAGAAGUGGAAUGGCAUAAUUUGCCCAAACAUCUUCAAGAAGAUUAAGGCCAAUAUCAAGAGAACUCAGUUCUUGGAGGUGCUCUGGAAUGGAAAGGAUGGUUUUCAGGUGAAGCAUUUAAAUAGCAGAGGCAGGA